Molecule: messenger RNA, 1896 nt
Organism: Aureobasidium musti
Lineage: Eukaryota; Fungi; Ascomycota; Dothideomycetes; Dothideales; Saccotheciaceae
Source: the annotation of a GenBank genome assembly
AUGAAGUCAAGCACUGCUUUCGUUUCUGCCUUUGCAGUCCUUGCCGGAGCUUCCCCACUGGUUGCACGCCAGGAACUCGACUUUGACCUUCUCAACUCAGUUCCUGAUAUCACCACUGCUUCAAUUCCCCUUGGUCCUACUGCAGAGAGUGUCACCUACGAUCUUGCGCAAGCAACAGCUCAAGCUACCGCCUCUGCACUUCCUGUUCAGGCCUUGAAGCGUGAUCUGUCUGCCAGGUCGGCCUGCGCUUCACAACCUUUGGGAUCUGGUCCUGUCCCGAGCCCUGAUACCGAUACGGCCUUUCUGAGCUCAACCGACUUGUCCGGUGCUGCCAACAAUGCCGUAACCCCCAACGGCUACUACAACACUUUCACCAACCUUCAGGGCAGCAGCAACUCGUACGGCUACCUCGGCUUUACCAACUUGGCUUCGUACGAUGUUCAAGCCUGCGCUUCCAAAUGCGACAACAUCCGUGGUUGCACAGGCAUAAACAUCUUCUUCGAACGUGAUCCAACGGUCGAACCUGCAGAUGCUUGUCCCAACCCUGCUUCCACCACAACAAUUCGCUGUGUCUUCUGGGGAGGCUAUGUUGCUGCUGCCAAUGUCAAGAAUAAGGGCCAAUGGCGCAACAAGUUCCAUGUGGUCAUUGCAGGAUCCAAUGGUUACAUGAAAAGUGCUGUGCCAACUGUACAGGGCUUCACUGGCAUUGCUGUCGGUGACUUCUCUCUCGACGCCCCUCUCGAUUGCAAUGGCAAGGAUACCUACAUGGGCUCCAAGCUUCUGACCAACAGCUACUUCGAUCCUUCGCUCUGCGCUGCUGUUUGCAACUCGCAGAACCAAUACAACAUUGCAAACCCUCCCGCCAGUGGCAAGCCUCAGAUUUGCAAGUUCUUCUCCACCUAUAUGAUGGCGCAGAAUGGCAAUCCCAAGGGACAGUACUGUGCCAUCUAUUCGCAGACUUGGGACAAGUCAUACGCUACCGUUGAUCACACAACUUCUGGUUCUACUACCUACACCCCAGGCUACAGUUUCAUCUACUCGAACAAUGCCUCGCCAGGUAUCCCGGUCUGUCCCAACGACAUUUCAUACCUCCAGUCUCAGGGCGCCGAUUUCUGUACCUCAUACAUCGGAUACUCUGCACCGACAUCCACAGCCUCAUUCUCCACAGUUUCCACCAGCACAAGCUUGACGACUUCGACUGUCACCAUCACUGCCACUUCGACUUCAUACAUCUCCCACCCACACCGUCGCUUCAAGCGCGAUGUUGUUGUCAAUGACUAUGGACUCGCUCUGCCUACCGGUGCUGAACUUCUCGAAUUGAUUCAGAUCUUCCCCAACUUGACUGAGGCGAUGAACGCACCUCUGACUACCAUCACCAUGGACGCAACAUUGUCAUCAACUGCCUCGACCGCAGCGGCCACUGAGAUUGCAACUGCUGCCGCCACCGAGACAACUGAGCUCGCAAAACGCGCCAACACAACUCCUGCCUCCAUCAUCUCUUGGGAGCCCGCUUCAAUCUCUCUGGCUUGUUCCCAGGUUGCGACUGGCACUGCUACCGUCUCUACAACCUCCACUCAGAUUGUUCCCACUACUCAGACAGUUGUCUCCACAUCUACCGUUGUCGCGACGGCAACAGCGUACAACGAUAUCACUGCUGCAGUAUUUAUGGCUGGUGUGGAGGCAGUGAUGCCUGGUGCGGAAGGGGAUGUCAAAAGGCCUUCGGAGUCUACUGUCGCCAUCUGCUGGAUCGACCAACAUCCCCCGCCAGAUCUCGUUGACGUCACGAACCUCGAGCCCUCUCCUUCACCAAGCUGGGCUUUCCCAUUACUCAUGCGUGACCAUGAUGAGAGCACUUUCCAAAACAUCUUGCAAAACUCUGCUGUCAAGAUCGCUUGA